This is a messenger RNA of Aureobasidium namibiae CBS 147.97, 564 nucleotides long. RefSeq lists its product as uncharacterized. The record is from RefSeq and is a predicted model, not a curated record. The transcript has a single exon. NCBI's taxonomy places the organism in Eukaryota, Fungi, Ascomycota, Dothideomycetes, Dothideales, Saccotheciaceae. The annotation marks the transcript as partial.
AAUUUGAGGUACGAGCUCAACAUGCGACAGCAACCUGUAGCUGCCAGAGCUUGUGGUUUUGGAGAGCGUGACCGACGUGUUGUUGACCCUCCGCCUAUCCUCGAACUCAAAGUCAUCGAUGCCGUGACGGGGAAGGUCGACAGCGAGAACACUCCCUAUGUAUAUACGACAUUGCAUUGUACUCUAAUCAACUCCAUGACAUACAGAGACGAAUCGCAGAUCGAGCCAGCACAUCCGAACGCGCCAGCCACGCAGCGCCUCAUGGGAACUGCAGUCGCAUCUCCAUUUUCCGGCACCGACGAGACGGGAAGAAGAGGAACGUUCUUCGUGUUUCCUGAUCUGUCCUGCCGCAAUCCUGGAAAAUACCGAUUUCAGUUCCGAUUGCUGAUCGUAGACCCGCUGAACCUUUCUGUCGGAACAACCUCGCGUAUACAGAGCUCGAUCAUCUCUGAGCCAUUCGAAGUCUAUACUGCCAAAGAGUUCCCAGGCAUGCGAGCCAGCAGUGCUUUGCUCAAGGCGCUGAGAAAGCAGGGUCUCAAUGUGGCUGUCAAGAAAGGCCGUGAA